GAGAAGAAUGAUGUGUUACAACUAAAAAUGCAGCAUCGCAGGAAAUCUUGACACAGUUCUGGAGAAGUUUGGCUUAGACAACAUCAAACUGCAUUUGCGGCGGCACAGAAUCAUUCAUCUAUGCUUUAGGACCAUGGAGGAAUGGUAUGAGUGGGCCCUGAUUCAGAAUGGUCCAGCAUAAUGACACUGACCAUGCAGUUGCGCGACAGGGCCCAUCCAAGCUGGCCGAGUCCCCUAAACCCUGUGCUGUCCCACCAACACACUUUCACCCCUUUCGAGACCAGCGGGAGUGUGUCCUCAUCACCCAGGUUGUGGAUUACUUGAGCCACAGUGGAUUUUACUGGGGUCCCUUGGAAGUAGAUGAAGCUCACUCUCGACUUGCCAAACUUCCUCUUGGGACGUUCCUGAUCCGGGACAGCAUGCAAGCAAAUGUUUUCUUCACUCUCAGCUAUCGGGCUCCCGAGGGCCCGACCAGCGUGAGGGUGCUCCUGAAGGAUGGAGGAUUCAGUUUAGCAGGCAGUAAACAUACUUUCUCUUGCCUUUUUGGCCUGCUAGGGUACUAUAUUGCAUCCCCAAAAAAGAGUCUGAGUAUGCCGUAUCGCGGAGAAGCGCCGCAGAGCUUGCAAGAACUGGCGAGAAGAGCUGUGGUGCGGAGUUUUGGGAAAGAUAGUAUUCAACAUCUGCCUGUGAGCAAGAAACUUAAAGAAUUUCUGUGGUUGUACCCUUUUAGUAUAUGA
This is a messenger RNA of Sinocyclocheilus rhinocerous, 737 nucleotides long. RefSeq names its product suppressor of cytokine signaling 1-like. Gene Ontology annotation, molecular function: 1-phosphatidylinositol-3-kinase regulator activity. Gene Ontology annotation, biological process: intracellular signal transduction; phosphatidylinositol phosphate biosynthetic process. Lineage: Eukaryota; Metazoa; Chordata; Actinopteri; Cypriniformes; Cyprinidae. Gene Ontology annotation, cellular component: phosphatidylinositol 3-kinase complex. The transcript has 2 exons. The record is from RefSeq and is a predicted model, not a curated record. The coding region runs from base 168 to 737 and encodes 189 amino acids.